AUGCCGAUACCUAAUCGUCUAGAAGCCAAGAAAAUGCGCAGCAAUCCUCACAGGUUGCAUGAGUUCAGGUUAGCCAACUUGUUCACAGACCCAUUUGCUAUCUCAUUGCUGUCCUUGGCCCUGAUCUCCUGGAUCAUUGCUUUCGCAGGAUCUGUGGCGGCCGCUUCAGGAAGCUCAAAUUAUCCGCCAUUUGCAUGGUGGGGCCUUGUCUUCCAACUGCUGAUUCUAAUUGCAAUUUUUGUGCUGUACUGCUACGAUUUGAUCGAAUACUACAAGACUUUUCUCUCUAGCGCUUUGGCCAUCGCGUUUAUAUACACCACGAACAGUACUGGGGACCUGAUUUAUCGUGAUGGCUCUAGAAUGGGCGCUGCAUCUGCCGGGUUAAUCUUGCUAUCGAUGAUAAACGCGAUUUGGCUUUUCUAUUUUGGUGCCGACAACGCAUCUCCUUCCAAUAGGUGGGUUGAUUCAUAUUCGUUGAAGGGAAUUCGUCACUCUGUUCUCGAGUCUUCAAUCGCUCUGAUUGACCGACCUCAGGCAAUACCGCGUAAUACCUCGAGGUAUUCUAUUUCGCCGCGUGUUGGGCCUUAUAAUGAGCCAAUACCACACUCCACCAGCUUUAACAUAGACAACCAUUCACAACAAUACGUGUCCUCAACCGCGUUGAAUGGAUUCGAGAAUGCUGAGCCACCCGCACCGCCAUCACUCCCACAUCAAAUCCCAAAUGCACAUAAUACCAACACAUUUUUCACAGACACAACUAACGGCAACACGGAAACUACGAUGGGUGACACAUUGGGGCUUUAUAGUGACGCUGGUGAUGAACUAGGUAGUUUCCCUUACACAGCGAAAGCGUUAUACACCUACACCGCAGACUCUAAUGAUGCGUAUGAAGUGUCAUUCGAGCAAGGUGAGAUUCUCAGGGUCGGGGACAUUGAGGGCAGAUGGUGGAAGGCCAAAAGGUCUAAUGGAGAGACCGGAAUUAUUCCCAGUAAUUACGUGGAGCUGGUAGAUGGAACUUCGAUUUAA
Lachancea dasiensis is the source of this 1026-nucleotide messenger RNA. The record is from the annotation of a GenBank genome assembly. Lineage: Eukaryota; Fungi; Ascomycota; Saccharomycetes; Saccharomycetales; Saccharomycetaceae.